Molecule: messenger RNA, 1102 nt
Organism: Balaenoptera musculus (blue whale)
Lineage: Eukaryota; Metazoa; Chordata; Mammalia; Artiodactyla; Balaenopteridae
Gene: FXYD3
Product: FXYD domain containing ion transport regulator 3
Exons: 6
Coding region: 171-383 (70 amino acids)
Biological process (GO): regulation of sodium ion transmembrane transporter activity
Cellular component (GO): membrane
Molecular function (GO): sodium channel regulator activity
Source: RefSeq, a predicted model, not a curated record
CCCCUGAGCUUUAGGGAGUCAGACUAGUUCUCUACCUGCCCAGGUUUGCUUAGGGCGUGGAGGCUGCGGAUAAAGGCAGGACUCAGGCUAAGCAGCCCGGCUCUCUCCCGGAACCUGAACCUCCGCGCGGCCUGUGGAGCACGCAGAUCCCUCCAGGCCAGCUCUCCGACAUGCAAGAGGUGGCCCUGAGCCUGCUCGUCCUCCUGGCAGGCCUGCCUGCCUUGGAUGCCAACGACCCGGAAGAUAAAAACAGUCCUUUCUACUAUGACUGGUUCAGCCUCCGUGUCGGCGGGCUCAUCGUCGCAGCGGUUCUGUGCGCCAUCGGCAUCAUCGUCCUCAUGAGUGGGAAAUGCAAAUGCAAGUUCAGCCGGAAGCCCCGGUAAGAUGGGUUCCAGGCAGUGUGCCUGCCUCAUACUGGACAGACACCUUUCAGGGGUAAAGAGCUAAAUCUCGCAAAAAAAAAAAAGGCCAGGUCUCUGGGUCUUGCCCUGGAGAAUUCCUGCUACUGAGAUUUUCCAGGUUUAUUCUUCAGAGCCAUGAAUCCUCAGAGGGCCUCCAAUCACGAAAUGCUUUGGUCCCUGGGAUGGUACAACUCUGUGGGAAAACAGCUAGGAAGCUACGUCGGGGCAAGCUGAGGAUCCUCUAGCCUUGAGGGCGAGGAUAAACGGGGGCGAACGGAGAUCUCACCACUUUUCUUUUCCUAGCCACCAUCCAGGGGAUGCCCCACCUCUCAUCACUUCAGGUAAGACAGGGACAGAAUGGGGCUGACUGGGACACAGGGUAUGAGGUGUGUGUGUGUGUGUGUGUGUGUGUGUGUGUGUGUGUGUGUGUGUGUGUGUGUGUAUGCCCCCUGGGGAGAAAUAACCUGAUCCACUCUCACAAGCUGACCCUGUCACCUCUCCCAGGCUCUGCCCAUAACUGUUGAGGAUGGAUCAGCUGAAAGAGCACCGAGGGCCACUCUUUCCCCAAGUCCUGGCUCUGCACAGGAGCCUGAACUCCAGGAUGGAAUUCUCAGACCCCCUGGCCAGGGCUCCAUCUCAUCUCUCACUGGAGGGGGUCUUUGUUCAAUUUUCACUCUAAAAUGAUCUUGCCUCAUGCCCAA